This is a messenger RNA of Acromyrmex echinatior (Panamanian leafcutter ant), 1901 nucleotides long. Its product is annotated as Juvenile hormone binding protein 3. Lineage: Eukaryota; Metazoa; Arthropoda; Insecta; Hymenoptera; Formicidae. The record is from RefSeq and is a predicted model, not a curated record. Gene Ontology annotation, biological process: multicellular organismal reproductive process.
UUCAGAUUGUCGGAUCAUACACUUCCAACCCGACUAUCCUCGAACCAUCUGCCGCCGUGGUCCAGCAACCCCAUCGUCGAAUCUUGCACACAGGCUUUUAUUCCCACAAGACAAUUUUGUUGAGCUUCCUGUCUGCUCAUUUUUUGAAAAAUGGCAUCAGCGAAGGCAACAUUUACGAUCCUCUUGGCCGUGGCGACGAUCGGUGUGAUAUCUUCACGAGAUAUACCCGAGUUCCUGCAUAUUUGUCAAACGCACGAUCCGCAUUACGAGACAUGUGUCACUGAGAGUAUAGAGUAUUUGAAACCAUAUCUUAAAACAGGUGUACCAGAAUAUAAUAUUCCAUCGUUGGAACCUCUCAUACUAAAAAAAAUAACGUUUAUACCAACAAGUAAUUUACGACUAGAGGCAUCUGAUAUUGAGACAAAGGGUGCCAGCAAUUUUAUAAUUAAAAGAGUGAAAAUCGACUUCAACACUUUGAUCGUCUUAGUGGAUGUGGAAUUACCAAAUAUUCAAGUUGAAGGAACGUAUGGUAUGGACGGCAAGUUACUGUUACUUCCGAUUCGCGGAUCCGGUCCGAUUCAUGGCAAUUUCUCAAAUUGCAUAGGCGCCUGCAAAAUACAAAUUGAGAAAUAUCUUGACGAGGACGGCGAAGAGAAGAUGCGCAUCACGGACUUCAAAUUGAAAAUCUCAGUAGGCAAGGGUACAAUAAAGCUAGAUAAUUUAUUUGGUGGCGAGCAAGUCCUUGGAGAUGUCAUCAAUUCGGCUAUCAACAACAAUUUCGAUCUCUUCCUGAAGGAGCUUUCACCGCUCGUGGAAAAGGCAUUAUCUGACUCAUUCCAGAAUAUUGCUAGCAGUAUAAUUCAACAAUUUACAUUCGCCCAACUCUUCCCCGGCACAUAAAUCGAUUGGUGGUGAUUCAGACGAUCAGAUGGACUGGAAAACACAUAAAUUAAAUUUGAAGCUUUAUUGCAAAAUAAGCAAUAGAGUGAAUUAAAAAAAUUUAUUGCCAUUUUUUACUAUAUUGAAUCUUCUUUGAAUGCUCAAUUGAGUUUUACAUUAUUAAGUUUUUAAAAUUUUUUAAGAUUUUGUAAUAAAUAUAAAUGGCCUCAUUAAGGCUAAACCAGAAUAUAAUUUUGACAGAAAAUAGGAGAUAAAAGAAUUAGUCAAAAUUAUGGAACAAUUUUCGUAUUAUUUAAAAAUUCAAUUCUAAUCGUUUUGCAGAAAACGUUAAUAAUUUAUGAUCUGAUAGAUUAAUUAAUCGAGUGUGUUUGCGCAACAUUAGCUUUUAAAAGGAGUAAUGUUACAGAAAAUUUUUAAAAAGGAAAAAUAAACUAAAAUAAUAGGGAAUAGGGGUGGGGAUGAUGAUGGGAAUGAGGAUGGUGUGAGUGGUUAGCAUAUUGUGAUUUAAAAUUUCUUGAUUUAUUACAGAAACUUGUUUUUGAAACAUUAAUAAAAUAACACUUUAAAGGGCUAUAACAAAAAACCUAGUCAUUUUCAAACUUUGUGCCUAUGAACACUUUUGAUCAAUAAAUCAAGAAUUAUAACAUACUAAAAUUUCAGCCAAUUUCACCAAGGGCCAAAAUCCUAUGAUAUUGUGCAAGGUCCUUUGUCAAUAGAGUAAAAUCAGUAGCAAAAUUUUUGUUUCAAUUUCGAUUCUUUCAUUAUUGACUCAAUGCAAUUAAAACUUUGAAUAUGAGUGCAAACAAAAAAUGAUUAUCGACAUAUAGUAAACAGCACACUGUCAAAAAAGGUCUAAUUUGCUUCGUAAGAAGGAAACAGUCACCUAUAAAAAAUCUUUGUGAUUGUAACUUACAGACUUGUAAUGCUAGCCUUUUAAUUAACGAGCCAACAUCGAUAAAUUCAAUGCAUCAUGAAACAUUGAAUAAAGUUUUUAACUGCAA